Dromiciops gliroides (monito del monte) is the source of this 911-nucleotide messenger RNA. It is a transcript of the gene MEA1, whose product is annotated as male-enhanced antigen 1. The transcript has 4 exons. NCBI's taxonomy places the organism in Eukaryota, Metazoa, Chordata, Mammalia, Microbiotheria, Microbiotheriidae. The coding region runs from base 166 to 690 and encodes 174 amino acids. The record is from RefSeq and is a predicted model, not a curated record. Gene Ontology annotation, biological process: spermatogenesis.
GACCGAAAGCGAAUCGAACCUCCCGGCCACGUCAAUCAUUAGAGCAAUUGGGAGAGGGAACCAGAAGUGGGUGGGGCUGGAGGAGCGUGUAAUUCGAUCCCACAAUUCCGUCCCCGGAAGUCGGGGUGCGGGUUCGGCCGCGGGCUCGGAGCAGCCCCGGCCUGCAUGGCAGCAGUGGUUCUGGGGGAAGAUAAGAUGGGUCCUGAGCGGAUCUUCCCAAACCAGAAUGAGGAUCUGGGGCAGCAUCAGGGCCCCACAGACGGCACAGGUGACUGGAGCAGUGAGGAACCCGAGGAAGAACCUGAAGACCUGGGGUCAGGCCCAACGGACUAUUCCUACCAGCCUCUGAACCAGGACCCUGAGCAGGAAGAAGUAGAGCUGGCCCCAGUGGAAGGUAUUGAAGACGCUGUCACUGACAUUCAGGAGCGUAUCCAGGCCCUGGGGCUGCACCUGCCUGACCCUCCUGUGGAGAGUGAGGAUGAGGAAGAGGAGGGAGCCGUAGCACUGAGCAGCAGAAGCUCCAUACCCAUGGACCCAGAACAUGUAGAGCUGGUGAAACGGACAAUGGCCGGAGUAAGUCUGCCUGCCCCAGGAGUCCCUGCUUGGGCCCAGGAGAUCUCAGAUGCCCAGUGGGAGGAUGUGGUACAGAAGACUCUUCAGGCUCGACAGACGACCUCUACGUGGAAGUGACUACCACCGAGAACAGCCUCGUUCCUGCCCCCAUUCCAUACCUAAUACCACCUGGCCCCAAACUAUUUGUUCCUCUUCCUCCCUCCUAUUAUCACAGGCACACUGGGACUUCUCUCCAGAGAUCCACUUUAUUCAGUUCUGUACAUAUGGGGACAUCUGCCCAAGCCCAACCCACCUUAGCAUGUAACACUUCGCAGAGAAUAAAGCACCCUAUGUACACA